Messenger RNA from Osmia lignaria (orchard mason bee), 8823 nucleotides. RefSeq names its product piezo type mechanosensitive ion channel component (gene Piezo). The record is from RefSeq and is a predicted model, not a curated record. Gene Ontology annotation, molecular function: mechanosensitive monoatomic ion channel activity. Gene Ontology annotation, cellular component: membrane. NCBI's taxonomy places the organism in Eukaryota, Metazoa, Arthropoda, Insecta, Hymenoptera, Megachilidae.
GUUCAAAGCGGGUGUUGUUCAGCCGAUGGUAGUCAGCGCUCGGAGCGUGUAGUGUGUCAGUGUCCGGUUGGGUGCGGAGGCGUCGCAAUUCUUCGCGGUAAACGUCCAGUAGGCGUUUGUAUCAUUCACUGGCCAAGAAUAUUAUCCGCUGGUGUUACAUGUCAACCGAGGUCGAAUCGAAAGCAGAAACUUAAAACUAACGAUUCAGUGAAAGUGGCAGACAGAGCGGUGACAGCGAGAUUUCGCGCGUGUUCAAGCCGGGAGGCGCAUGUUGCUCUCCUCAAGGUUCGAUCGACCUGAAGACAGCUGGGAGAAAAUCGUUCGGGAGGGAUGCUUUGAAACACACACACAGUUAUUUCAUUCAAGGGUGAAAGGCCAUCCGAACAGAUCGAGGCAUGCCGCAGUAUUGGCCGAACGUGGCCCUCGUCAGGGUUGUUCUGCCACUUGUCUUGACAGGAUGUACGGUAUGGCGACCUGUGGGACUGUCCCUGGUUUAUUUAGCUCUGAUGCUAUACUCACCCCAUGUCCCCAUACCAAAUGCGAAGACAAUGGCUGGCCAUACGGGACAUUAUUUGAAGACCUGCAUCGGCCUAUCUUUCCUCACAGCCACCAGUCAAUUAACCUUCCACAUAGUUCUACUGGCGUUGCCUGCUUAUGGACACUUUCUUCAAAAUUGCGAAUGGAUGGAAAUGAUCUUCAGGCACAUAGGUUUCGUGAGACUAGAUAGCGCAUCUCCUUGGGAGAUCUUUUUCUGGUUAACCCCAGAAUUGGUUGUCCUACCCACUAGCAUAGCAGUGUAUUUUAUAUGUCGUUUCCUGUCUCGAAACUCCGUCACUGACGAAGAAGAUGAUGCAUCGUUGCGUCAAGGUGCAACGAACACUAAAAAGACCGAGGACAGUAAAACAAAGGCCGUCAAUUUCCUGGGUCGUAUCGGAACCUAUGUGGUCUUGGCAUCAUUAUGCAUCACAGCAUCCCUGAAACCAUCAGUGGAGGGUGGUUUCUACUUCGUCGUCUUCCUAGGAGCAGCCACCUGGUGGGCAUGCAACAAAGAGCUUCGAAAGGGAUUCGCCGUGCUUUGCAGGAUCGUGAUGAUCAUCGUGAUCAUCCAUCUACUGGUCCUCCUAAGCUAUCAGAAUCAACUGCCUCAGGAAUUGAUACCUUUGAACAGUACCUGGCAGCGUUAUCUCGCUUUGACUCCGAUCUAUCAGACGAAAUGCAGUGAUCCGAGAAACGUGGACUAUACUGAAAAUGCUGACUGGUUGAUCUAUGGAUACUGUUUGAGACUGUUUUGGCUGUACUACGUUCUGGCUUUGCAGUCUCAAUUCCUGAGCAAAAAGCCGAAGCCGAUCGUUAAUUCGUCGUCUCUACCUGUCGACGAGCGCACACCCUUGAUGCGAUUUGGGUCCGGAAGAACGGGGCUGCUGCAAGAUUCCACCGGAAGUGUCAUCGUUCAAGAUGGUCAUCAGGAUGACAGUAUUCAAUUGCAAAGUCUUAGCGAAGCUGCUCCUGAUGAACAAUCUGGUAUCAUCGAACACAUCAUUAUGGCUGUGUACUCGAUUUUCCAAUUGAUCAUCAAUUCAUCUUACAUCGCUACCAAUAUUAUAAUGAUGACUUGGAGCAUAAUGUAUCAUAGUUGGACAACGUUUGCUCUGUUACUAUGGGCUUUGAUCCUCUGGAUGGCACCUAACAAAAGAGCAGCGAUGAUGAAGUGCUCUCCCUUCAUCGUUCUAUAUGCAAUGCUUCUUCUUCUUUGCCAGUAUAUUUACAGUAUGGAUUUAACUGAGGAGGAAUUACCAACAGAGAUAAAUGGAGUAAAAAUGUCGGAAAUUGGUUUUAGUAAAGCUGAUCAGCAAAGUCGUUGGCAUUUAGUGGUCAAAUGUAUAUUCAUAUCGAUGUUCUGGAUCACGAUGAGACAGUAUAACGCUGAAAGAAUUAGACAGAGACGUUCCUCAGCAUUGCGAGACAUGGUAGCUCCAUUACACGUGUCCGUAUCGACAGCCACCACUGCCAUGAACCAAGAGGCACCUGAAAUCAAAAGUAAAUUCAUGAAGGACGUUGGUAUCGUCCUGAAGAAGUUACUUACGAAAUUCUGGAUCGCCGUAGUAGCUAUCAUGCUCUUCAUAUGUGGAAUCACUGGCGAACGUAUGACGGUCUUCAGGAUUGUCUACAUGUCUCUCUUCCUGGUUCUAGUCAUUACGUUCCAGAUAUCCUGGACAGUAUGGAGGAAGAUGAUGUACUCAUUCUGGCUCACAGUCAUCGGGUACUCGGUGAUUAUGCUGAUUCUCGUCUACACUUAUCAAUUUCAUAAUUUCCCGGAAUAUUGGAAUUACUUGCGCAUAGAUAAGGAUCUACAAAUGGACAUAGGAUUAGAGAAAUACGAAACCAAAGAUCUAUUCGUUAGGCUUCUAACGCCAACGUUCUUCGUCAUCAUCACUGUCCUUCAGAUUCAUUAUUUCCAUAAAGAUUUCUUGGAAGUGACGAAUAUCGAGAGAUUCGGGAGCGAGAGUAGCACUAUCAGACGAUCCAGUCUUGGCCAUUCACCGACUCUUAACAUAUUACCAAACAACCCUGCGGAGGUUUUUAUUCCUGAAGAGAACGACGAAACCAUGUACACCUUACGGCAAUUAAAACGUAUGUCCAGAUUGGAAAGAAUUGCAUUAUUCCGUAAAGUAAUUGGUCAUCUUGUGAACUUUUACAAUCACACCUGGCUGUUCCUUGAAAUUCAUAUGCAAAAGAUUAUCUUCAUUUCUGUGAUACUUCUUUGUGUAAAUGAUGUCUGUGCUAUUAAUUUCGUGUUCGUUGCGAUAGUGGUUAUCAUGAUCAAUUCUAAGAGGACCCUUCAAAUUUGCACGGUCAAUACAAUUGCAGCGAUCAUCGCUAUGUUAUUGGUUGUGAAGAUGCUUUAUCAGAUUCAGUAUAUUGAUCAUAAUAAUUGGAACGUUAAUUGCACGAGGGACACAGACGAAUCUCAACAUCCUUACGCCAGUAAUAACACAGUAUACAACAUAGCAGAGUGGUUUGGAAUGAAGAAAGCAAAGCCAGGACACCUGGCAGAACUGCUAAAAGGCUACAUAGGGAUUAUAACAGUGACGACACUGAGAAAAGUCAUCAGAAUUCGACAGUGUUUCUAUCGACAACAGCGUGGUGAACCUCUGGACACGCCGCAAGUCAUGUUCCCAUCGAUCACCAGAGCGAAUGCUGAUAAAGGGAUCCAAGAAUGCCUGAAAUUCCUUUUCAAUUAUGGAUUCUACAAGUUUGGCGUGGAAAUGUGUCUGAUAGGAAUUGUGGCUCUGAUUGGCACCAGAUUGGAUUUUUACUCGGUUCUAUACAGUAUCUGGUUGUUGCUGCUCUUCUCCUUGAAGAGAAAAACUAUCUCCAAAAUUUGGCCCUUCUUCAAGUUCUUCGCCAUAGUCCUUUUACCUAUACAGUAUGCUCUGGUCGUGUCACUGCCCUCCUGGUUGUGUCUAGAUUAUCCAUGGGGCAAAUCUACAAUACUGAGGAGACUACAGGAAUGGAUGUACUUCCCUGACCCAGAUUUUCCACCAAAUCCUAGGAAAUUAAUAUGUGACUUUAUCUUGCUGAUGAUGAUCGUAAGACAGAGCCUCGUUUUUCAAAUCGAGCAACGAACCUCCGCGGCUGGAGAGGAAUUUCCAGCUGGACACAAUUACUCCGUGUACCAGAACAUGGAGAAACCAAAUUUCGUGAAUCCGGUGAAGGACUACGUGUCACACAUUCACUCGUGGUUAGACAUCGUGAAACGAGGUGUAAUGAUGAGUCUCAUGUGGAUCACUUUGUCCAUCAUGUUCUUGGCUGGAACCAAGAGGACCAACCUCUUCUCCUUGGGUUAUCUGAUCGGAGCGUUCAUAUUCCUCUGGCAGGGCAGCGAUUUUUAUCUGAGACCAGUCAAGACGAUCCUGAAGUGGUGGAAUCUGUUGAUUGGAUACAACGUUACUGUGAUCUUCUUGAAAGCCUUGCUUCAGGGUAUAGGUUGUGUCCUGAUAACAGAGUUGGAAACUUCAGCAUGUCCAGUGAUCCAGUUGUUUGGAAUAAGCUGUCUAAGGAAGUUUCGAAGUUCAGCCAGUGAUAUUGUGUUGGACAAAGUUGAUUGUGAAGUUCCUCGCGAGGACAUAGGCAUGGUUUGGGACGGUCUAUGUUUUGGCUUCCUUUUGCUGCAGAAACGACUCUUCAAGAGCUACUAUUUCUUCCACAUAGUGGACGAAACGAAAGCCAUGAGUGUGUUAGCUUCUCGAGGUGCUGAAUUACUGGAGGAGCUACAUCAAAAGCGUAUUGAAAUCCAGGAUAACGUGGAGAGGAACGUGCUGCAGAAGUUAAAGUUCAAGAUGGACAAGAUCAAGGCCAAUCAGAGGAAGAUACAAGGACCAAGUUACAGAGAACCUCAGAUGCACAAAGUUGAUACUCUCUAUCCAGGGACACGGCCGUUGUACAGAGUUCGCGCUCCAAAGACCUACAAAGAGGCUAUUAGAUCGGGUGAUUACUACAUGUUCGAUGAUCUGGACGACGACGAUGUGACCGAUUUAAUACCCGACACCGAUUCUGAGAGGAAAGAACAAGAACUUCAACAGGAGCAAGAGAGACGUUCUCGAAGGAUGACUAUCUCCGAGCUGAUGAACACGCUGAUUAAGACAGACAUUGAGAUUGCGACGCACGUCGCCAUGUACGGAGGGACUGAAAAGGACGCGCUGAGACUUCGUCGUCGGAGUGUACCCUUAACAAGGAAGAAAUCGUCUAUGUCCUAUCUAAGUGCACGUUCCGAGACCGACACAGCAGUGGCCACCGAUGGCGGUGACAAGACGAGUCUCACGUCAGCCGACAUCGAAACCGAAGAAAAAGACACGUCAGAGGUGGAACCUGAUAAGACACCACAGCCCUCGGACGACGAGUAUGAAGAAGAUAAAGUGGAAGAAAAAGAAGAAAAGGAAGAAGAGGAGAAAAAAGUGUCUUUGAGCACAUACUUUAAAUUCCUUUUCGUCAUGAUUAACAGCGCCCUAACUUCCAUGACGAAGUAUAUGAACAGAUUUUCAAGGGACUAUAGAUACAUUCGUAAAGUUCUAGCGAUAGAAAAGAAAUUAUUGAAGGCAAAACCAGAUUUUCGAAUGGGAAUGAGGCUAGGUAUAAAUCAAAUGUGGCAGCCGAUACCUUUGAUUAAGAAGAGAUCCUCGAUUAAUGGAAUUGCCGAGGAAUCUGUCGAUGCUGGCGAGGGUCCUAGUCAACCUCGGCCACAGGAAGAAAGGAAAAGAAGCUCGCUGACGGUUCCUCAGAUCCGAAUUCUGGCGCCAAGUUUGGAGCGAGGAUUGGACUUGUCCUCCUCCAGCACACUUUUCUCUGAAAUGUCACCUGUUCCACACGACGAGGAAGUGGGAGAAUUAUCGGAAGUCGAUCAACCCCCGAUAAUACAAUUACUGGCCUCUAUUUGGUUCGGUGUAUUGGCUCACUCGAGUUUACUGUGUUACUUCAUGGUGUUUCUUCAUCAAAUUAAAAACGCCUCCAUUUUGUCGACACCUCUGCCUCUCAUGGUGUUUUGCUGGGGUUCAUUGACUAUUCCGCGACCCUCGAAAACGUUUUGGGUUACCUUGAUCGCGUAUACUGAGGUAAUUGUUAUCGUAAAAUGCAUCUUCCAAUUGGAACUGUUGCCCUGGAACCGGGAUGCUGCACCCAAUAAUCCUCUUUUUACGCCCAGAAUCGUAGGGGUUGAACGGAAAUCUAAUUAUGCCUUAUGGGAUUUAUUAUUACUCCUCAUGGUAUUCUUCCAUAGGUUUAUGUUGAAGUCCUUGGGGCAGUGGACAGCACCAACCCUUAAGCCAAGAAAAAUUAUUCCCUCCAAUUUAACUGUAGUUCCAUCUAAACCUCCUCCUGAAGACAGAGGGCAAGGGGAGACUGUGCCACAACAACCUGAAGAGGGUAGUACUCGUAUAAAAACACCGUCAGGGCGGAUUUUAAAUAUCCGUGGUGAAGGUGAAAAUCCAGAAACCCAUGAUGAAAAUGAAAGACUUGUUGCAGUUCAGAGUGAAGAAUUAAAUCCUCAAAAUGAAAAAUUUCAAAAAGCUAUGAAUAUGACUGUUGAAAAGUAUAUGGAACCGCCGAAAAAUUUCUUCAAAAUGAUUCUUAGUACUUGUGGUAAAGAGAAGACCAAUGUAUACGCAUAUAUGUUCCUCUGUGAUUUCUUCAAUUUUCUACUGCUCAUUUUUGGAUUCUCCGCGUUUGGAACUCAACAAGGGGAUGGCGGAGUGACAGCUUAUUUACAAGAAAAUCGAGUACCCAUGCCCUUCUUAUUAAUGUUGUUAUUGCAAUUUGCAUUGAUAGUCAUUGAUAGGGCUUUGUUCUUAAGAAAAUCCAUCUUAGGAAAAUUGAUCUUCCAGUAUUGUUUAAUAUUUGGUGUCCACAUGUGGAUGUUCUUCAUUUUGCCAAGCGUGACUGAACGACAAUUUAAUGAGAGGCUUCCACCACAAAUUUGGUAUAUGGUCAAAUGUUUCUAUCUUCUAUUGGCUGCCUAUCAAUUGCGACAGGGUUAUCCCACACGUAUACUUGGUAACUUCUUGUGCAAGGAAUACAGCAUUGUGAACUAUGUUCUCUUCAAAGGGUUCAUGCUGGUUCCUUUCUUGUUCGAGCUGAGAGCUGUUAUGGAUUGGAUCUGGACAGACACAUCCAUGGCUAUCAUGGACUGGUUCAAAAUGGAAGACAUAUUCGCCAGCAUUUAUCAAAUUAAAUGUAUGCGAGGCGUAGAAGCGGAUUUCCCUCAACCACGUGGGGUCAAGAAGAAUCAGAUGAGCAAGUACCUAGUGGGUGGUGGUGCUUUGUUCCUUAUGAUAGGACUGAUAUGGUUCCCACUACUUUUGUUUGCACUUGGUGGCACUGUUGGCGUUUCCAAUCUUCCAUACGACGUUUCUAUGAAGAUUAGAAUCGGUUCAUACGAGCCUAUUUACUCCAUGUCUGCUCAAAGUAGUUCCAUCAUUGAGUACAGUGAUAUAGAAUUCAAGAGGCUUACGAAUUUUUAUUCAAGGGAUAGACCUGCAGUUACUUUCCUAGAAAAUUAUGUCCAUUCUGAUGUUGCUGCAGUUAAACUGAGUGGAUUUUCCAGAAAACUGUGGAGUAUAUCUCCACCAGACUUACAAAGACUGAGACAAGAAUUAGAAGACAACAGCACCACUGUCAUCGUUCACGUGGAAUGGACAGUGUCACGAAAGACAGAUGCCAAAGACGUCAGUGGCAUAACGACGAAGACUCGUGAUAUAAAAUUGUUCCCAUUCGUCAACGAUGAGUUUAAUCCUGUUAGAAGAACCUUAGCUGACAUGUUAUCGACAGACGAAUCGACUAUACAUAACGGCACUAUCCUACUGCAAAAUGUAUUUCCGAAAUUCUUGAAAGUAACCGGUCGCGACACCGACGUGGUUCCCCAAUUGAUGCAUUUAUCAAGAAGAGACGACGAGGAUACAAAAGAACAUGACGAUAGCUAUCUUUAUAGAAAUAUUAGUCUUCAUCUGUCCACUGAUAUGGAAUGCUGUGCCCACCAGAAAUGGUGGAUCGUCAGUGAAGCUUGUGAUGAUCCAUUGUACGAGCAGUUGUUAAGAAGAAUACCUCUGAAUAAUUGCAAAUACAUCAUGAUGUUCUUGUUUAAUGAAAAAACAUUCCCUGAAGGUUUGAGCUUCAUCAGUGGAUUAGGAAUUUUAGGUUUGUAUACCACCGCGGUCAUAGUGAUAAGCCAAAUGACUAGGAAAAUAGUUAGUGACAUGGCGCCGAAGAUUAUGUUCGAUGACCUGCCCUAUGUGGACAGAAUCCUCCGACUGUGUUUGGACAUUUAUUUGGUCCGCGAAAGCGGUGAAUUGUGCCUCGAAGAAGACCUGUUUGCCAAAUUAAUAUUCCUCUACAGAUCACCAGAGACGUUAAUCAGGUGGACAAGGCCUCCUGAAGAAGGCGAACGGACUGAUAAUGAAGAUCAAGAUGAAGCAGAGGAGGAGGGAAGGGAAGAAUCUCGAGAAGCUACUCGUCGUGAAUGAACAUUUUCAAAAAUGGAACACGAACAAUAUUAUUAAGGUUUAAACCUGAGUUAACCCUUUGGCCUAGUUCUUCUUUCAAAAUAUAAAUAGCUUUACGCACUUAUGAAUAAUGGCGUAACGAGUGAUUUGGAAAUUAAGAAAAAGAAGCUCAGGAAUUUAUAACUCUAUUUGUUGUUAGAUUGAUGAAUGAAGAAAUUGUUCCUAUCUUCAGUGAUUAAUAGUAUGCAAUUGUACAUACAAUGAGGAAGUUGAUUCGAAAAGUUGAAAAAGAUGCAAGAAUAAGAUUCUUUAUUUCACUGUCCUAGUUUUAAGCGAAAUUUUUACUUUAAUAUUUAUUUAUAAGAGAUUCGCUUAGGUAGCACAAUAUAUGAAGAGACUAUUGUGAUUAUGAAGUGCUUUUAAUGUGUACGAAUGAGUUAUCGUACCAUAUGUGAGAUGUUUCUUUUUUAUCUGUAAUUUAUUUAUAAUUCACGCCCACGUCUGCAUUUCAAGCAUGAUUCCAUUUCAGACUGCAUUUUUACGAGAUAAAAGCAUGUUCAUCGGAAAACUGCCGUUAGCAAAAUCUUUAGUUCUUUUUUGUACGUUUUUCUAAUCAUCAAAACAUCAAGUUGUCAUUUACGAAUAGCGAAGAUGGUAGAGCCUUGAGCGUGUUUUAUAUAUUACAUGUUUGAAAUGAAGAUUCGUCUUUACGAUGACUAUCAUUCUUUGUAAAUAUUACAUUAUACGAUGCGCGUUUUCGCUGAAACAUUGUAUCAUGUCGCCUUGAUAUGCCUUUUAAGAGUAUCUUCAAAUAUAAAUCAUGUUUCGAAUG